Molecule: messenger RNA, 2110 nt
Organism: Chelonia mydas (Green sea turtle)
Lineage: Eukaryota; Metazoa; Chordata; Testudines; Cheloniidae
Product: ficolin-1
Exons: 8
Coding region: 780-1760 (326 amino acids)
Source: RefSeq, a predicted model, not a curated record
ACAAACCACACCUGAGAGAUGUCAGUCAUGCCACAUAAUGCACUACUGGGUAUAAGAAUAGAACAGAAUAGAAUAGGCUUCUGAUGUCAUGCACUAUGUAUCAUUGAUAACUCCAUAGAAUCAAAACCUCCUCUGGUCUAGAGGCAGUAUCAUGGAACAAUUUAACAACAAACAAGUAGUUAGAAUGGAGACCAAUCUGAAGAGUACAACAAUAUCAAACCUGCAAUUCUUCACUGUGUAAAGCACUAGGUAGCAAAUGAAAACCAGGAUGUGAACAUGUGUUCAACCCUGUGAAAUCCUCUCUCAGGAUUUAAUGAUCUAAUCACUCUGCUGUCUUGGGGCAGGUGUAAACCAUACUUUCAGAGGUUUUGCAAUGCUUACAAUAAUUGCAUAUCCUUCUUGGCCAGAUUGAGCUUUCACCCUGACAUCGGUGGAAUGAAGCUCUAGCUGGAAAAUAAUCUCAACCCUUUGGUAUAAAGGAGUUAAAUGAAGAAUUGCUGACACCAACACUUAAAGGAAAGCAAGUAAAAUUAAUGGGAAGCAGACCCGUUGGCACCAAAAUAUUUACUGAGUCACACAGGAGGAACAAUGUGACAGGAAACUUUCGUAUCAGAUUCUUGAAGUUGGGAAACUGUCCACACAACAAGCCAAGGGGAAACCAUUUUACAGCUGGAACGUGGAAACUGGGAUGUAAGGGAGAUUACAGUUCCGAGGUGGAGUUUACUUAUUGUAUUUUCAUACGAUAUGAAAGGCUCCCAGGGCUGAGAUGCUAACAGAGCAUGAAGAUGAGGAGACGAGUGAAGCUGCCGUUGCCGAGACUAGCACCAGCCAUGGGGAGAGCUGCCCAGCAAACCCUCCUCGCCGUACUCUGCCUAGCAGCAGCAGUUUGUGAGGCUCAGGACACCUGCCCAGAUGUGAAAAUAGUGGGUCUCAGCGGUUCAGAGAAGCUCGCUGUUCUCCAGGGCUGCCCUGGGAUUCCUGGUGCCAUGGGGCCCAAAGGUGACCCUGGACAUGCAGGAAUGAGAGGGGAACGGGGAGCUCCAGGGAUCCCUGGAAAGAUGGGACCAGCAGGGGAGAAAGGAGAGAAAGGAGAGUCCGGAGAACCAGAAACAACAGGACCCAGAAACUGCAAGGAGCUGUUAGCCACAGGGAGAACGCUGAGCGGCUGGUACGCCAUCUACCCAGGAGUAGCUGAUGAUUCCAUCACUGUCUUCUGUGACAUGGAUACAGACGGUGGAGGCUGGACUGUUUUCCAGAGACGCGCAGACGGUUCAGUGGAUUUUUUCCGUGACUGGGAUUCAUACAAGAAGGGUUUUGGGAACCAGCUGACGGAAUUCUGGCUGGGGAAUGACAAUAUCCACCUGUUAACAUCCCUUGAAACUUGUGAACUUCGUGUCGAUCUGAGUGACACGGAAAACAAUAAAUCCUUUGCCCACUAUGAGACCUUCAGCAUUUCAGGACAAUCUGACAAAUACAGACUGAACCUAGGAAAAUUUCUUACAGGCACUGCAGGUGAUUCCUUGUCUGGCCAUAAAAAUAUGACGUUUACAACCAAAGACAAUGACAAUGAUAUGCAUUCGGCGAACUGUGCUCUGCUGUACAAGGGAGGCUGGUGGUAUAACAAGUGUCACGGUUCCAAUCUGAAUGGGCUGUACCUGCUGGGGCCCCACAAGAGCUACGCAGAUAGUGUCAUCUGGGCAACAGGCAAAGGGGCUCACUACUCCUACAAAGUCUCAGAGAUGAAGUUCAGGCCGGUUUAGCACAAGGAAAGUGCAGCGGGAGGUCGCUCUCCAGCAAUGUGUGGGAAUGGACCCUCCCAGGUAGUUAGAUGCCUUAAGCCCAUUGAUUUCCAUGGAAGUUAGGUGCCUAACGGAUCUGGGCCUUAGAGCCUGGUCUGAAGCCCAGUGAAGUCAAUGGGAGUCUUUCCAUUGACAUCAGUGUGUGCGGAUGAGGCCCACAGCUGGAAGCACCCAAGCAAACAUACGGAUGUUUAGUACCAACCUUUUCCUUUUCCUGGUCACGUUGAGUUUCAUAGAUACUAAGGUCAGAAGGGCCCAUUAUGAUCAUCUAGUCUGACCUCCUGCACAACACAGGCCACAGAAUCUCACCC